Cynoglossus semilaevis (tongue sole) is the source of this 490-nucleotide messenger RNA. RefSeq names its product fatty acid-binding protein, liver-type. The coding region runs from base 67 to 450 and encodes 127 amino acids. NCBI's taxonomy places the organism in Eukaryota, Metazoa, Chordata, Actinopteri, Pleuronectiformes, Cynoglossidae. The record is from RefSeq and is a predicted model, not a curated record. The transcript is spliced from 4 exons. Gene Ontology annotation, molecular function: lipid binding.
GGGGUUUGAGGGUAUAAAAGAGACUGGGAAGACCUUCAGAGUUUACCUUCGCCGUCUGCUGCCAUCAUGUCUUUCUCUGGGAAGUACCAGCUCGAGACUCAGGAGAACUUUGAGCCUUUCAUGAAGGCCAUUGGUCUCCCCGAUGAUCUCAUCCAGAAGGGCAAGGACAUCAAGAGCGUCUCUGAGAUUGAGGAGACUGGUGACAGCUUCAAGGUGACCGUCACAACCGGCACAAAUGUCCUGGUCAACACUUUCACCAUCGGACAGGAGGCUGAGUUGGAGACCAUCACCGGAGAGAAGAUCAAGGCGGUCGUACACCGGGAAGGCAACAAACUGAAGGUCUCCCUGAAGGGAAUCGAGUCUGUAACAGAACUGGUAGAUGGAAACACAAUUGUUAACACUAUGACUCUCGGUAACAUCGUUUACAAGAGAACAAGCAAACGAAUGUAAACUCGUAAACUGGGGAAAAUAAAAUGUGAAAAAACUAAUA